This is a messenger RNA of Prinia subflava (tawny-flanked prinia), 6038 nucleotides long. RefSeq names its product phosphoglucomutase 2 like 1 (gene PGM2L1). NCBI's taxonomy places the organism in Eukaryota, Metazoa, Chordata, Aves, Passeriformes, Cisticolidae. Gene Ontology annotation, cellular component: nucleus. The transcript is spliced from 14 exons. Bases 234 to 2102 code for a protein of 622 amino acids. Gene Ontology annotation, biological process: carbohydrate metabolic process. Gene Ontology annotation, molecular function: intramolecular phosphotransferase activity; glucose-1,6-bisphosphate synthase activity. The record is from RefSeq and is a predicted model, not a curated record.
AGGGCGGGCCCGGGGAGGAGGAGAAGGAGGAGGUGGCGGGGGCGGUUUCUCCCCGUUAAUCGCCCCCGGCAGCGCCGGGCGGGGAUAAAAAGCGCCCCGCGAGAGCCGGCAGGCUCCCUUAGCCCUCCUCCGCCCCUUCUUCCUCCCCGGCGAUGCGCGGUGCGGCGGCGGGCGUGGCGCAGUGAAGAAGCGGCGCCGUCUCCGUCUUCAUCCUCUUCCUCCUCCUCGCCACCAUGGGCGACUGCGGAGCGCCCGGGGACGUGAACUCCAACGUGCUGGUGGCCCGCAGCACCGGGGACGCGCAGCUGGACAAGGCGGUGUGGCAGUGGCUGAGCUGGGACAAGAACCAGAAGACGAAGGAGCAGAUUGAGAGCCUGCUGCAGGACGGGAAGCACAAGGAGCUGCGGGAGCGCCUGUGCUGCCGGCUGACCUUCGGCACGGCCGGGCUGCGCUCGGCCAUGGGAGCAGGCUUCUGCUACAUCAACGACCUCACGGUCAUCCAGUCCACCCAGGGGAUCUACAAGUACCUUGAGAGGAACUUCUCAGACUUUAAGCAGAGAGGCUUUGUUGUUGGAUAUGAUACUCGAGGUCAGGUCACCAGCAACUGCAGCAGUAAGAAGCUUGCAAAGCUCACUGCAGCAGUCCUGCUGGCAAAAGAUGUACUUGUGUACUUCUUCUCCACCUAUGUCCCUACCCCCUUUGUGCCCUACGCCGUGCAGCAGCUGGGAGCCGUGGCCGGGGUGAUGAUCACAGCCUCCCACAACCGCAAGGAGGACAAUGGCUACAAGGUUUAUUGGGAAAAUGGAGCACAGAUCACCUCUCCUCAUGACAAGGAAAUUAUAAAAUGUAUAGAGGAGUGUGUUGAACCAUGGAAUGGCUCCUGGAAUGAGAAUCUGGUAGAUACCAGUCCCCUGAGACAGGAUCCUCUGAAGAAAAUUUGUGACAGCUACAUGGAGGAUCUAACAAAGAUCUGCUAUCACAGGGAGCUGAACGUGCAGACCAGUUUGAAGUUUGUCCAUACCUCUUUCCAUGGAGUGGGGCAUGAGUACGUACAGCUGGCGUUCAAAGCCUUUGGAUUUCAGUCCCCCAUUCCAGUACCGGAACAAAAAGAUCCAGAUCCAGACUUCUCUACUGUCAGGUGCCCAAAUCCUGAGGAAGGAGAAUCUGUGCUGGAAUUGUCACUGAGGCUUGCAGAGAAGGAAGAUGCCAGGGUAGUAGUGGCCACUGAUCCAGAUGCAGAUCGACUGGCAGUGGCAGAGCUGCAGGAAAAUGCCUGCUGGAAGGUGUUCACGGGCAAUGAGCUGGCAGCCUUGUUUGGCUGGUGGAUGUUUUCCUGCUGGAAGGAGAACUGCCCCCAGGAUGCCGAUGUGAGGAAUGUUUACAUGCUGGCAACCACAGUCUCCUCCAAGAUUUUGAGGGCAAUUGCACUGAAAGAGGGAUUUCACUUCGAGGAAACACUCCCUGGUUUUAAAUGGAUUGGAAGCAGAGUAAAAAAUCUCCUAGACAAUGGAAAAGAAGUUCUCUUUGCAUUUGAGGAGUCUAUUGGCUUCAUGUGUGGCACAUCAGUGCUGGAUAAGGAUGGAGUGAGUGCAGCUGUGGUCAUUGCUGAAAUGGCAACUUACCUGCAGGGCCAGGGCCUGACCCUGGCACAGAAACUCGUUGACAUUUAUGAAACGUAUGGAUAUCACAUAUCCAAGACUUCCUAUUUCCUGUGCUAUGAUCCUCCCACUAUCAAAAGGAUAUUUGAGAGACUGCGGAACUUCGAUGGCCCUCAGUCUUAUCCCAAGUGCUGUGGGCCUUACAACAUCUUGCACGUCCGAGACGUCACCACUGGCUAUGACAGCAGCCAGCUGAACAAGAAGUCGGUGCUGCCGGUGAGCAAGAGCAGCCAGAUGAUCACGUUCACCUUCCAGAACGGCUGCGUGGCCACGCUGCGCACCAGCGGCACCGAGCCCAAGAUCAAGUACUACGCCGAGAUGUGCGCGCUGCCCGGGCACAGUGACAGGAGUGUGCUGGAAGGAGAGCUCCAGAAGCUGAUCGCGGCUUUGAUUGAGAAUUUCCUGGAGCCUGCCAAGAACGGGCUGACCUGGCGCUCUGCGUAGAGCCCCGGAGGCACCGCGGGGAACAAAGACCCAGGGGCAGAGCCGGUCUCAUCUGUGUGUGUGUGUGUGUUUGAAACAGCUGCAUUCUUUUUCUGCAGAGAAGAAGCAUUCUUUUGUCAGGCUUUUCACCAAACGGGGACAAGGAGAGGAGGUCAAAGGAAAGGGUAGAAUUUGUUGUUGCAGUUUUCAGGCCUUUUGACCAAAAGUUGAAUUAACCCACACCAAUGCAAAUGAACUGCCCUAGAACUUCUGAGGCAGCUGAGCUUAGCUGCUUACAUCUUGUCUUAAACUGAGUUCAGGUACCUCGAACACCUUUUUUUUGUGUGUGAAAAGGUGUUUAAAGUUUUACAGAGUGGUAACUCUAAACUGACAGCAAAGGCAGCUUCUUCCCUGCAGCUCUCAGAGACCUUCCAUGUGGGUCUGCAUUUACAAAAGCAUCAAAGCAGAGCUCAGCAUUUCUUGUUUAGGCAAAUAAUUGUCAUUUUUCAGCUACUUAAGAAUCCUUCUGUUGGUAAAGGUGUUCUUGGGCAUUGUAGCUUUCCCCUGUGCAUCUCAAAAUAUGUGGCAGUGCAACAAUAGUGGCAACAGCUGCAGCUUGGGGUUGGAAUUGCCUGGAAGCUUUUCCAAGGCUUCCAAAGGAGCAGGAGCUUGGUCAUUCCGUGGUAAAAUUGCCCCUUCUGACUGCCAUAGGCUCUGUAGCUUCUCUUUGUCCCACAUCUCUGAAGGGUGUUAAUCUUUCUUGGUUUUCUCUAUUCAUUACUUGGAAUGAAGAAGGCCAGUCAGUGACUCCUUUGUUUUUGCUGGCCUGAAUUUAUGUUGUCUGUGUAUUAAAGAAGAAAGAAACCAAGGAAGAAAGUGGAGAUGAGAGACUGAUGGAGUUACUAAGUUGUGAUUUUUAAAAAAAUUUUUGGCCAUGUCCUGUUGGGUGUUUUCUGUUAGAAUAGCACUUUGUAAAUUCUAUUAUUCUUUAUCUUAAAGGGCAAAUUUUGAACAGCUUCUCUCAUUUUUCUCCCUUUGCUCAAGCAGCAUGUGAGACUGCUAAUCCCAUUUUCCACAAAAACCCACCCAAACCAAUACUAAAGUUCUCCUUGUGGUUAUCUAUUGGCUUUUGGACAAUAGAGGCUGUGUUUUGGCUCAGGAGAGCUGGUUCUGGGAGCUCCCUGCUGUCAUUGUCAGCAAGUCUAGAGAAGCAGCAGCGAUUCAGUGCUGCCUUUUGUCUGUGCUGGAGAUGGUGGGAGGAGAGCCCAAGGUGCUCUGGAGUUCAAGCUGUUGUUUUGCCGCUGUUGUUGCCUCUCCAAACUCAUUCUCCCUCGGAUGAUGCCCUCGCAGCUGGAUGCCACAGAAUGGCACAGGGUAGGUCUGAGUGAGUUUUCUCUCCACGGCUUCAGAGAGCCCUGAGGUUUGGGGGUUUCCUGCUGCCAGCAGCUUUGCACUAUGUUCAUGGAGAAGUAUUUCAGUGUCUGUGAAUGUACAUGUACCGGAGAAGGUCUGUGUUGCACAAAUUCUGACCUGUCACUGCUAUUUAUUUAUUUUUUUAUUUGAAGAGAAAGUAUCUCCAACUUGUUCUGCCAUUGAAUGAAAUGUAUCUAAUGCCAAAAGCUUGGCUUUUUUUACCUUGAUUGUACAUUUGACUGCCAUGGGGGGAAAAUAAGUAAACCCAGUUACGCUCAGAGUAUGCUUUUGUUGUUGUCCAUGCUGGGUAGGGCUGGGAAGGCAUUUCUGACUGCUGCUUUGACUUCAGCUCUCCCAGAAAGGGUGCGGAUCUGGAUCCCCACUGCGCUGAACUUGAAGGAGCUCUUGCCCUUCCUUCCAUUGGCAGCAGAUUAAACCCUGAGGCGUUGAGGAUUUUGUUCUCCAAGCAGUCAAGAGAACAAGUGACUUGGGACAUAAUUUUGAACAAACACUGUAAAAAGCAUAGAGUGUCUGUGAUGAGCCCAGCUGAGUAUUAUUUUAGCAGUCAAGUCUUGUGAGGGAUGGUUGUGCUUCUACAAAGAGCAGGAAUCUGCAGCUUCCCAGAGGUCUGCUUUGUGUCAGUAGGCAAGUGCUAGAAAUGGAGAAAAUGUUUCCAAAUGAGCUUUGCUGGAAGCUGGUACCUGUUCAUUGUCUAACUGUUUAAUUAAAGAAGAAAACUGAGCUGUGGGGUGUUAUGUAUCUGGGAUUUUCCCCUUGGAUAGGUUUGACAGUGAGCUGUAGCUGUAGUGAUGCUUUUGGGAGGACAGCAGCAGGCUCAAGGUGUUGAAUGUACUUUCAGGGUAUAAUAACUGUGUGCUGUUUUGAAACUGCUGCUACUGUUGUUUUCCUACUUCUUGGAACUGUUUGAUAUAUUUAUACUGUUCCAUUUCUGGAACUCCUUUAUCUCCUCCCUCUGAGCUUGCAUCCCUUACUUCUGUUACUGUGAAGCACUGGAAUUCUCAUUUCCUUGCCCUGUAACUUUGUUAUGCAUCGUGUUGGAGUUGACUUGGUUUGUGCACAACCUUUCUUGAGCUGUCAGCUGUUCUUUCCCACUUCUCAGAUAAGAACAAAAGCUUUUCUAACUUGACUAGAAAGCAGAUCACAGAUCAAAGGACGCUGUGGAUGUCAUUUCCGAGGUACUUCCAGGUAAACCGCGCCUUUUCAAAGGCUGGACACUGGCUAAAGCUGCGGUCCUACAGCCAUUGUGUUGGGUUUAGUGUUUAAUAAAAUCCAGCGGGCUUGGGUUUGUCCCUUGGCUGUGACAGGUUUAAUCUCUGUGGUGACGUCGUGUUUCUGUGGGCCUGGGACAGGAGGGGGCUUUGGCAGGCAAGGCUUUCCAAGUUCAGGGCUUGGCCAGGCAAGGCUGAAUGUCUGUGAGGCAGAGCUUGUAGCUGGGUUUUUUACUGAGGUUGUGGUAGAGCAUCCAGGUGUGGAUGAAAUAUUUGCAAGCACUGUCCACGUCUCUCUCCCAGCCCCUCUGAGGAUGUGUGAGGGAAGUGCACGCUCCGGUGUGGCAGAGGAGGAGGGGAGGUGUGUAACAGGGAGAGCUGGGCUGCAGCUGUGGCCCAGAGGAGCAGUGCAGCCCCCACGCUGUGUUGGGCUGCUGGGGCAGCUGCGCCUCCCCUGUGUCCCCAGCAGGAUGUGACUCCGAGGAGCUGGGGCUGCCUUGGGCUGCAGGAGAACAGCCCCGAGGGGCUCUGCUCGUUGCCUCCUUUGAAAUACCCAACCCUUCUGAGGAGGGGAGAGGCACGCUGGUGUUGCCCAUGGGGACAUCAAUAAAUGACGAGGACAGACCCUCUAGGGUUUCAGCUGUCCGGGUGAGUUGCCCAUUGCAGCCUAGGGCUCCCUUCCCUGCCUGGCCUGCUCCCAAGCUCUGCUGCUUGGUUACCUGCAUGCUGACAUCCCUGGUGUUGCUCCCCGGUUCAGCUGUGCUCAGGCAGCACUUUGGGUGCCCUCCCUGCCAGGCUCCUGGGGUUACUGGGGAUUCCAGCUCUCAUUUCCUUACAGGAACUGUUUGUGACACUACAGUGGAUGCCAGGAGAGGAACAAUGGGCUCUGUCACUUGGGCAGGGCGGGAUGUGUGUGCUGCUUUAGGAAGCACCUGGGUGGUCUCUGAUUUUAAAACUGAUCCUGUUAUGACUUUGUUUUCUCUUCCAUUCCCUUUUUUGUCCUGUCCCAACUAAGAGGGGGGCUCCUUGCAUGGUGACACCUGGGUGGUUACAGUCCAGCUUGAUUCCCUGUGCUCAAGAACAACUUUGUACAAGGUGAUUGAAGUAUCUCGAGUUGCAUCGUUCUCCUUGCCUGGAACCUUGGGGAGUUCUGCAUCUGCACUCCUCUUUACCCAGUGUGUGUUCUGUAAAACUAGGGUGUAUUACAAAUACAGAGUGAGAACUUGCACUUUUCUGAAAAGUUUCUGUGUACUGCUAUGUGGAUUUAGCUGAAUGGAGUGUUACAAGUAAUAAAAUAUUCCCUUUGUAAUCUCAA